AUGUGGGAGCGUACUCUUCAAGAUCUCGUCCGUGGUCUACGCGCCAACAAGAAGGAUGAAGCCAAAUUCAUUGCGAAGGCCGUCGACGAGAUCAGGCAGGAGAUCAAGAGUGACGACAUGCAGUUAAAAGCCGGGGCCGUUCUCAAGCUUACAUAUCUGGACAUGUUAGGAUAUGACAUGAGUUGGGCUUCAUUCCACGUCGUUGAAGUCAUGUCAGCUCCUAAAAUCCACCUCAAGAGCAUUGGAUAUCUUGCAGCUGCGCAAUCUUUUGAGCAAGACACGGACGUUCUCAUGCUCACAACAAAUCUGUUAAAGAAGGACCUGACUUCUACACCAGCCGACAUUGCCGUAUCUCUUGACGGUCUUUCUCAUAUCGUCACGCCGGAACUAGCUCGAGAUCUCUCUCCCGAAUUAGUCGCAAUGCUGAAUCACUCGAGGGCACACAUACGAAAGCGCGCAAUACUUGCUCUUUACAAAGCCCUUGUCAAGUAUCCUGAUGCCAUUCACCACGCAAGAGCUCGUCUCGAAGAGAAGCUAGAAGACCCCGACCCUUCUGUCAUCGCCGCUACAGUCAAUGUCCUCUGCGAACUUGCUCGGAAAAAUCCACAAGACUACUUAUCCCUUGCACCUCAGCUAUUUCAUCUCCUCACCUCCUCAUCCAACAAUUGGAUGCUCAUUAAGAUAGUUAAAUUAUUUGGCUCCUUGUCCCCUCAUGAACCACGGCUGGUCAGGAAGCUACAACAACCCAUAACAGACCUCAUCUCCACCACCCCUGCUAUUUCACUGUUGUAUGAAUGCGUACACACAUGCAUUAUUGGCGGAAUGUUGCAUGGCCCUUCUGGGAACAGUCUUGCACAGACUUGUGUUUCCAAGCUGGCUGCUUUUAUUGAAGAUGCUGACCAGAACUUGAAGUACAUCGCCCUUCUGGCAAUGGCAAAGAUCGUCCCCUCUCACCCACAUCUCGUAGCCGACUACCAGGACACAUUCUCUCGAGCGUCAACGACCAAGAUGUCAGCAUUCGUAUACGCGCGCUGGAGCUAG
Cyclocybe aegerita is the source of this 1041-nucleotide messenger RNA. The record is from the annotation of a GenBank genome assembly. Lineage: Eukaryota; Fungi; Basidiomycota; Agaricomycetes; Agaricales; Hemipholiotaceae.